AUGAGUGAUCUCCAGAAAGCCUGGGCCAAAUCCAGGCUCAGUAGUGGAAUGAGUCCUGACGCCUUCGACGAGCGGGAGGAAGAGGAGGAUGGCUAUCUUACCGAGAUGCCAGAACCAACCUUUGAGGAUGAUUCUUCGAGUGCAUCUUCGGCCUCGUCGACGGGAACCAUCAUACCCUCUCCAAGCAGAAACUUAUUCGCGAGACCGCAGGGUGUGCCGAGAGGAAGGACAUUGCAGCAGAUACCUUGGACAACAUAUUUUGAGAGGGAGCUGUUUCUGAAAACGGAGGAUGCGCCAUCGAGUCCCACUCUGCAUGCUUACCUGAUAUCCCCCGUGGAUAAAGGGCCCCUAUUCGUGAUGCACCACGGCGCCGGUUCAUCGGGGCUGUCUUUCGCCGUUGUGGGCUCCGAGAUCCGAAAGCGUCAGCCGUCAGCAGGUAUACUGUCCGCGGAUGCACGGGGUCAUGGAUCGACCACCAAUCCCGACAGUGACAAGCUUGACCUGAGCCUGGCCACGUUAUCAAAAGAUCUACUUUCCGUCAUCAAGUCGACGAAGGAAGAAAUGAAGUGGAAGGAGCUGCCUUCUAUUAUAUUGGUUGGCCAUUCUCUGGGCGGCGCUGUCGUAACCGAGCUUGCCAUGUCGGGGGCACUCGGUAAUGCACUCCUGGGAUAUGUCGUUCUUGAUGUGGUGGAGGGAUCUGCUAUGGAUGCCUUGCAGAGCAUGCAGACGUAUCUAUCGACGCGACCGAAUGGAUUCGCGACCCUGGAGGCGGGCAUCGAGUGGCAUGUGAGAUCAAGAACGAUUCGCAACUCGGUUUCAGCCCGCACCAGCGUACCAGCAUUGCUGAGUCAGGACGAGGUACGGACCGACUCACGGCCUUGGAAGUGGCGGACGGAUCUUGCCAGCACACAACCGUUUUGGGAAAACUGGUUCGUCGGUCUGAGCAAGAAGUUCCUAGGGGCAAGGGGUGGAAAACUGCUGCUCCUGGCAGGAACGGAUAGACUAGACACGGAGUUGACGAUUGGCCAGAUGCAAGGAAAGUAUGCUUUGCAGGUCUUCCCAGAGGCUGGCCACUUCAUACACGAGGAUUUGCCUGAAAAGACGGCAGUAUCGCUGGUGGACUUCCAUCGCCGAAAUGAUAGAAGUGCCCUCGUGCUACCACCCAAAGUGUCGGACUUGCUGAGGCAGGGCAAGAAGGUCUAA
This is a messenger RNA of Pseudomassariella vexata, 1203 nucleotides long. RefSeq names its product Alpha/Beta hydrolase protein. Gene Ontology annotation, biological process: protein demethylation. The record is from RefSeq and is a predicted model, not a curated record. Gene Ontology annotation, molecular function: protein methylesterase activity. NCBI's taxonomy places the organism in Eukaryota, Fungi, Ascomycota, Sordariomycetes, Amphisphaeriales, Pseudomassariaceae. The transcript has 3 exons. The coding region runs from base 1 to 1203 and encodes 400 amino acids.